AUGGCUACUAAAAGAAAAUCACUGUGUAUUGACGAAAAAGUUUUACUGAUACGCGCAAUAGAAACGGGAGAGAGCUACCGGUGGACUCAAGGCAGGGUGCGUGGAGUUGCAAAGCCGCCAGAGUGGGGCGUCGCUAAACAAAAACACGUAUACAAAGACCGAGCGCGCGCUGAUUGGCCGAUGCCAGAUCGUCGGCCGCCCCUCGCCUCCCUCCGCAGUGAACGUCGGCCGGCUUGA
Messenger RNA from Leptosia nina, 237 nucleotides. The record is from the annotation of a GenBank genome assembly. Lineage: Eukaryota; Metazoa; Arthropoda; Insecta; Lepidoptera; Pieridae.